GCAUUUUCCUCAGUUUUUUUUUUAAACAGCAAGCAAAAACACACCGUAAACACACGUUGAGUGUUUGAAGAUGGCGGAUCCCAACGAGCAGGCGCUGCUGCAGAUCGCCCAGCAGAUCGAGCGCGCUGUCGACGAUGAACUGGAUCGCGUUGAUCACUUGGACGACGACGAGCUUUUCGCAAUUCGUCAAAAGCGCUUGAAACAAUUGAAGGAAGUUCAAGCGCGUAGAGAUGAGUGGCUGAAAAAAGGCCAUGGUCAGUACCUCGAAGUAACGGAUCCGAAAAUGUUUUUUGACAACGUGCAAGACUCUGAGCGAGUGGUGGUUCACUUCAUGCGUAGGAGUACACCUCGGUGCGAAAUCAUCGAACGCCACCUACGCACCAUCGCGAGUGAACAAUUUGAGACGCGCUUUUGCUACGUGGAUGUGGAGCGCGUUCCUUCUCUUCCCGAGAGGUUUAAUGUGAUGAUGCUUCCAACUCUUAUGCUUGUUGAGAAGCAAAACACUUUUCACAGCAUCAUAGGAUUUGAUGAGUUUGGAGGCACCGACGAGUUUCCUACGAGUACAGUGAAGCAAGUCUUGAGUUACUAUGGCAUGAUCAACGAAAAAGGCAUGUUUGCCGCUGACCAGAACGAUGACUGA
This is a messenger RNA of Leptomonas pyrrhocoris, 640 nucleotides long. Its product is annotated as ATP binding protein-like protein. The record is from RefSeq and is a predicted model, not a curated record. Lineage: Eukaryota; Euglenozoa; Kinetoplastea; Trypanosomatida; Trypanosomatidae. The transcript has a single exon. Gene Ontology annotation, biological process: microtubule cytoskeleton organization. Bases 71 to 640 code for a protein of 189 amino acids. Gene Ontology annotation, cellular component: cytoplasm.